Molecule: messenger RNA, 2667 nt
Organism: Vombatus ursinus (common wombat)
Lineage: Eukaryota; Metazoa; Chordata; Mammalia; Diprotodontia; Vombatidae
Gene: LOXL3
Product: lysyl oxidase like 3
Exons: 14
Coding region: 102-2375 (757 amino acids)
Biological process (GO): inflammatory response; peptidyl-lysine oxidation
Cellular component (GO): membrane
Molecular function (GO): copper ion binding; protein-lysine 6-oxidase activity
Source: RefSeq, a predicted model, not a curated record
CAGGGCCCGGCACUUUCUUGGAAGUCCCUGGAUUAGGCUCUGAAGCCAGGACUGACGUCCCCCAUCCCAUUCCUUCGGAGUCAACUUCCAGCCCAGAGACCAUGUCUGACCUGCAGCUCGCCGGGGGCCAGCAGUGGGGUCUUUGGGGGCUGCUUCUGGGCAUGCUAUGUACCUGGUGCCUGGGAGCCCCCUCUCCAUCCCCAAGCCCUGCAGCGAGCACUGGUAGCAAGCUUCGUUUCCGCCUAGCUGGUUUUCCUCGGAAGCACUAUGAGGGCCGCGUGGAAAUACAGCGGGCUGGCGAGUGGGGUACCAUCUGUGAUGAUGACUUCACGCUGCAAGCAGCUCAUGUGCUGUGCCGGGAGCUGGGCUUUACCGAAGCCACGGGGUGGGCCCACAGUGCCAAGUAUGGCGCAGGCACAGGCCGAAUCUGGCUGGACAACCUGAACUGCAGAGGGACGGAGCAAAGCAUUACAGAGUGUGCCUCUCGGGGCUGGGGCAACAGCGACUGCACCCAUGAUGAGGAUGCUGGUGUCAUAUGCAAGGACCAGCGCCUUCCUGGCUUCUCCGAUUCCAACAUCAUAGAGGUGGAGGAGCAGCAUCUGCAGGUGGAAGAGGUUCGUCUGAAGUCAGCUGUGGGUGGGGGCCGGCGGCCCCUGCCUGUCACGGAGGGGCUGGUGGAGGUCCGGCUCCCUGGGGGGUGGGCCCAGGUGUGUGACGGCGGAUGGAGCGCCCAUAACAGCCGAGUGAUCUGCGGGAUGCUGGGCUUCCCCAGCGAGCGCAGGGUGAAUGCUGCCUUCUACAGGCUGCUGGCCCAGCGCCAACGUCACUCCUUUGGCCUGCAUGGAGUGGCAUGUGUGGGCACUGAGGCUCACCUCUCCCUCUGCCCCCUGGAAUUCUAUCGUGGCAAUGACACUGCCCGGUGCCCAGGCGGGGCACCCGCCGUGGUGAGCUGUGUGCCAGGCUCUCUUUAUGCCACAUCCAGUGGCCAGAGAAAGAAGCAAUCAUCGACACAACCUCGGGGAGAGCCUCGGCUUCGUCUGAAAGGUGGAGCACGGUCGGGUGAGGGCCGGGUAGAGGUCUUGAAGGGCAGUGAGUGGGGCACAGUCUGUGACCACAAGUGGGACCUCCUGUCAGCCAGUGUUCUGUGCCGGGAAUUGGGCUUUGGGAGUGCCCGUGAGGCCCUGAGCGGUGCCCGAAUGGGACAGGGUAUGGGUCCCAUCCACCUGAGUGAGGUGCGCUGCUCAGGUCGGGAAGCUUCCCUUUGGAGCUGCCCCUACAAGAACAUCACUGCUGAGGACUGUUCCCAUGCCCAGGAUGCCGCUGUCCGCUGCAACCUGCCUUACACCGGGGUUGAGACCAUGAUCCGGCUAAGUGGGGGCCGCAGCCGUUAUGAGGGACGAGUGGAGGUGCAGGUAGGGGGGCCUGGCUCCCCCCGCUGGGGCCUUAUCUGUGGAGAUGACUGGGGAACACUGGAAGCCAUGGUGGCCUGUCGGCAACUUGGUCUGGGCUACGCCAGCCAUGGCCUACAGGAGACAUGGUACUGGGAUUCGGGGAAUGUCACCGAUGUGGUACUGAGUGGAGUUCGCUGUACAGGUUCUGAGCUGUCCCUAGGAGAAUGUGCCCACCAUGGCACCCCUAUCGCUUGCAAGAGGACAGGCACACGCUUCGCUGCUGGUGUCAUCUGUUCUGAGACUGCAUCAGACUUGAUACUUCACUCAGCACUGGUGCAGGAAACUGCUUACAUUGAGGACCGACCACUACAUAUGUUGUACUGUGCAGCAGAGGAAAACUGUCUGGCUCGCUCUGCCCGGGCAGCCAACUGGCCCUAUGGCCACCGGCGAUUACUCCGCUUCUCCUCCCAGAUUCAUAACCUUGGCAGAGCAGACUUCAGGCCCAAGGCUGGGCGACACUCCUGGGUGUGGCAUGAAUGCCAUGGGCACUACCACAGCAUGGACAUCUUUACUCACUAUGACAUCCUGACACCCAAUGGCACCAAGGUGGCAGAGGGUCACAAGGCCAGUUUCUGUCUGGAGGACACCGAAUGUCAAGAGGACGUCUCCAAGCGGUAUGAGUGUGCCAACUUUGGGGAACAGGGCAUCACUGUGGGCUGCUGGGAUCUUUACCGGCAUGACAUUGACUGCCAGUGGAUCGACAUCACAGAUGUGAAACCAGGAAACUAUAUCCUGCAGGUGGUCAUUAACCCCAACUAUGAAGUGGCGGAGAGUGACUUCACCAACAAUGCGAUGAAAUGUAACUGCAAAUACGAUGGACACCGCAUCUGGGUGCACAACUGCCACAUUGGCGAUGCUUUCGGUGAAGAGGCCAACAGGAGAUUUGAACGCUACCCUGGCCAGGCCAACAACCAGAUUGUCUAAGGCUCCUGAUCUGCCUGCUACCUGGCUCCCCGGACCUCCCCACCCUCAGGGCACUACUGGAGCCAGACUUCGGCUUCAGCUAAACAGUCUGGUGCAUGGAUUGGGAAGGAGGAUUGCCCAUGCUUCCACAACUGGACUGGAGCAGAGAGAGCAGCUCCCCACCAUGCACAGCGUUGUCCUGGGGACACAGUCAAGACCUCCAGUCUUUUGGUUUUGGGGAGGAAUCCAUCCUACUCCCCUCACUCUUGGCUACAACAUGUCACUAGUUAAAAUUUAUUUUAUUUUAAUUUUA